Exophiala xenobiotica is the source of this 1924-nucleotide messenger RNA. RefSeq lists its product as uncharacterized. Lineage: Eukaryota; Fungi; Ascomycota; Eurotiomycetes; Chaetothyriales; Herpotrichiellaceae. The record is from RefSeq and is a predicted model, not a curated record. Gene Ontology annotation, biological process: ergosterol biosynthetic process. Gene Ontology annotation, molecular function: oxidoreductase activity, acting on paired donors, with incorporation or reduction of molecular oxygen; monooxygenase activity; heme binding. Bases 168 to 1769 code for a protein of 533 amino acids. The transcript has 3 exons.
UUUCGGAGGGAACGACAAAAGCAAGUCCGGCAUUCAUCAUUAAAAGUGCUUUAAGCCACCGCCAGGUCUCUCGUUCAUCCUACACCGUCUGCGACAUCACACUCUUUUGUCUCUAUAUUCCUCACAUACCGUCGCCUCGCCAGAGAACCCUAACAACAUCGCCCAUCAUGGGGUUGCUCGCCACUGUCGCAGCGCCCCUUGACCGACUCCUCGAGACUCUACCAACCUACCAGGUCGUCCUACUGGGCUUCUUCGCCUUUUGCCUUCUUUCGGUCGUCCUGAACGUCACACGGCAAUUUCUCUUCAAGGACAAGAAUGCGCCGCCCGAGGUGUUCUCGUGGUUCCCGCUCAUCGGCAACACAAUAUGGUACGGCAUGGACCCGUUCGACUUCUUCUUCUCAUGCAAAGAGAAAUACGGCGAUGUGUUUACCUUCAUCCUUCUCGGCCGAAAGGUUACCGUAUGCUUGGGUACGAAGGGAAAUGAAUUCAUUCUGAACGGAAAGCUGAAAGAUGUCAACGCCGAGGAGGUCUACACCGGCUUGACGACACCCGUGUUUGGAGAGGGCGUGGUGUACGACUGUGAGAAUGCGAAAUUGAUGGAACAGAAAAAGAUGGUCAAGUUCGGCCUCACCAUGGACGCCUUCAAAUCUUACGUCGACUUGAUCUCCUCAGAGACUAAAGGAUUCGUUGAGACCAACAAACUCUUCAAGGGCAGCAGCGGCAGUAUUGAUGUCAUUCCAGCGAUGGCCGAACUUACCAUCUACACGGCUUCCCGAUCUCUGCAAGGCAGAGAGGUGCGAGCCAAAUUCGAUUCGACAUUCGCCGACUUGUAUCACGAUUUGGACAUGGGAUUUGCACCGAUCAACUUCAUGCUUCCGUGGGCUCCUCUUCCGCACAACCGGAAGCGAGAUAUCGCGCAGAAAAAGAUGGCCGAGACGUAUAUGGAAAUCAUCAAAGAGAGACGGGCCAAAGGUGGAAAGCGCGAGGGGGAUGAAGAGGACAUGAUCUGGAAUUUGAUGAACUGUGCCUACAAGGAUGGCACGCCCGUACCUGACAAGGAAGUCGCGCAUAUGAUGAUUGCUUUACUCAUGGCUGGUCAACAUUCAUCGUCGUCUACCUCUGCCUGGAUUUUGCUUCGACUUGCGACGCGUCCGGACAUUCAGGAGGAGUUGCUGGAGGAACAAAAGAAGAUCCUAGGCGAAGACUUGCCCCCUCUUACAUACGAGAGUGUUCAGAAAUUGACCCUCAAUGCGAAAGUGGUCAAGGAGACGCUGAGAUUGCACGCCCCAAUCCACAGCAUUCUGCGCAAGGUCAAAUCUCCAUUGACUAUCGUGGCGAACACGCCGACCACGACGAAGACUUACAUGAUUCCCACAACGCACACGCUGUUGUCGGCGCCAGGUGUGACAUCCCGAGAGUCAACAUAUUUCCCGGAACCGAUGUUGUGGGAACCACACCGAUGGGAUGAAGGGCACCCUUUGGCGUACUCGCAGCUCGGGCAGGAGAAGGAGGAAUUUGAGGAUUAUGGCUACGGCAUGAUUAGUAAAGGCGCUUCAUCUCCGUACUUGCCUUUUGGUGCGGGACGGCAUCGGUGCAUUGGUGAGCAGUUUGCGUAUGUGCAGUUGGGCACAGUGUUGGCGACGAUGGUGAGGUUGGUCAAGCUCAGACAGCCGCAAGGGAAGACUCUGGUGCCGACGGAUUACUCGAGUUUGUUUUCGAGGCCGUUGGGUCCGGCGGUCGUGGAUUUUGAGAAGAGGAAUGAGAAAUAGACAAUGGCAUGGCGAUAGUAUUGUACAUAGGCGGAAGCAUGGAUACAUACGAGAUCCGACGCAAGGCGCAUGGAGUCAGUCUAGUAAUGAUGGAGGGUCUCUUGGUAGGAAGAAUAGCGAUAAUGUGUAUGUUCUGUGCUAGGAUUUACAGGCCC